GCACACGCGCUGCGGCAGCUGACAGUUUCAGUAAACCACGGAGACGAACGGAUUACGGGCGACGCUGGCAAAAUUGAAACUAAAACCGCAACAGAAACCACAAAUAAUAAUAGUAAUAUUACCCAUAAUACGGCAAACACAAUUAUGAUAAUAGCCAGCAGUUAAGGCGAAAGGCAAACACACACAUCCAAACACCACAAACAAAAAUAGUACAUAAUAGCAAUACACAAAUAAUACAAAUUAUAAUAAUAAUAAUAAUAAUAAUAAACCGAAACAGCUCUGGGAACAAAACGCAGCGUUUGAUGAAAAUUUUUGGCAAACACGUCGCGUCGUCUUGGUUGUUGUUAACCACAUCCUGCUAACGCCAAAAGUCCGAAACUAAAAUUCCAACAAAUACCCAAUAAUAAUAUAGAUCAACAAACAAAAGAAACAAACAAAAAAAAAGCAAGCAAAAAUAACACAAAAAAAAAACAAACCAAAAAUAUAAAAAAAAACAAAUUCAUCUUCUACUUGUUCUACCGCUUCAACAUUAUUCGUCUUCGUCUCCGUAAUAAAUAUAUAUAUAAAAUAUACAUAUAUAUACAUGCAUAUGUGUGUGAGUGCGUCGCGUGUGUGUUGGUGCCUGUAAAUGUGUGAGCCACAACAACAACAACUACAGCAACCAGAGCCAGAGCAACAACCACAGCAGCAGCAACAACAGCAACAACAACAGUAGUUAACAACAGCAACAACUCUUAGCAGCAGCAACAACAACAAUACAAGCAAGCACCUCCACAACAAAGCUAAAACAACAACCACAAUAGCAACCACAACAACAACAUCAGCGGAAAGAGCGAGCAGCCAAGCACAACAUCGAUUGACAUCGAUUAACGCAUCGUGCUAAGCGGCGGGCGCUAAUCGAACAUGGCGCCUCGGAUAUAGUUGUAGCUUUAAUGUAGCAGGCGACAUCCAUGUGCCUCAUGCCUUGGAAAUCUAAGGCUCUCAUCGUUGGCCGCAUAGACAAUGACAGAAGAUUCCGACUCGAUAUCUGAGGAAGAACGCAGUUUGUUCCGUCCCUUUACCCGCGAAUCAUUGGUGCAAAUCGAACAACGCAUUGCCGCUGAACAUGAAAAGCAGAAGGAGCUGGAAAGAAAGAGAGCCGAGGGAGAGGUGCCGCAAUAUGGUCGCAAGAAAAAACAAAAAGAAAUCCGAUAUGAUGACGAGGACGAGGAUGAAGGUCCACAACCGGAUCCUACACUUGAACAGGGUGUGCCAAUACCUGUUCGAUUGCAGGGCAGCUUCCCGCCGGAAUUGGCCUCCACUCCUCUCGAGGAUAUCGAUCCCUACUACAGCAAUGUACUGACAUUCGUAGUUGUAAGCAAAGGAAAAGAUAUUUUUCGCUUUUCUGCAUCAAAAGCAAUGUGGCUGCUCGAUCCAUUCAAUCCGAUACGUCGUGUGGCCAUUUACAUUCUAGUGCAUCCAUUAUUUUCCCUAUUCAUCAUCACCACAAUUCUCGUCAACUGCAUCCUGAUGAUAAUGCCGACAACGCCCACGGUUGAGUCCACUGAGGUGAUAUUCACCGGAAUCUACACAUUUGAAUCAGCUGUUAAAGUGAUGGCACGAGGUUUCAUUUUAUGCCCGUUUACGUAUCUUAGAGAUGCAUGGAAUUGGCUGGACUUCGUAGUAAUAGCUUUAGCUUAUGUGACCAUGGGUAUAGAUUUAGGUAAUCUAGCAGCCCUGCGAACGUUUAGGGUGCUGCGAGCGCUUAAAACCGUAGCCAUUGUGCCAGGCUUGAAGACCAUCGUCGGCGCCGUCAUCGAAUCGGUGAAGAAUCUGCGCGAUGUGAUAAUCCUCACCAUGUUCUCCCUAUCGGUCUUCGCGCUGAUGGGCCUGCAGAUCUACAUGGGCGUGCUCACGCAGAAGUGCAUCAAGAAGUUCCCGCUGGACGGCUCCUGGGGCAAUCUGACCGACGAGAACUGGGACUAUCACAAUCGCAAUAGCUCCAAUUGGUACUCGGAGGACGAGGGCAUCUCAUUUCCGCUGUGCGGCAAUAUAUCCGGCGCGGGGCAAUGCGACGACGACUACGUGUGCCUGCAGGGGUUUGGGCCGAAUCCGAACUACGGAUACACCAGCUUCGAUUCGUUCGGUUGGGCCUUCCUGUCCGCCUUCCGGCUGAUGACACAGGACUUCUGGGAGGACCUGUACCAGCUGGUGUUGCGCGCCGCCGGACCAUGGCACAUGCUGUUCUUUAUAGUCAUCAUCUUCCUAGGUUCAUUCUAUCUUGUGAAUUUGAUUUUGGCCAUUGUUGCCAUGUCGUAUGACGAAUUGCAAAAGAAGGCCGAAGAAGAAGAGGCUGCCGAAGAGGAGGCGAUACGUGAAGCGGAGGAGGCUGCCGCCGCCAAAGCCGCCAAGCUGGAGGAGCGGGCCAAUGCGCAGGCUCAGGCAGCAGCGGAUGCGGCUGCCGCCGAAGAGGCUGCACUGCAUCCGGAGAUGGCCAAGAGUCCGACGUAUUCGUGCAUCAGCUAUGAGCUUUUCGUUGGCGGCGAGAAGGGCAACGAUGACAACAACAAGGAGAAGAUGUCCAUUCGCAGCGUCGAGGUGGAGUCGGAGUCGGUGAGCGUUAUACAAAGACAACCAGCACCUACCACAGCACACCAAGCUACCAAAGUUCGUAAAGUGAGCACGACAUCCUUAUCCUUACCUGGUUCACCGUUUAACAUACGCAGGGGAUCACGUAGUUCUCACAAGUACACGAUACGGAACGGACGUGGCCGCUUUGGUAUACCCGGUAGCGACCGCAAGCCGUUGGUAUUGUCAACAUAUCAGGACGCCCAACAGCACUUGCCCUAUGCCGACGACUCGAAUGCCGUCACCCCGAUGUCCGAGGAGAAUGGGGCUAUCAUAGUGCCCGUGUACUAUGGCAAUCUAGGCUCUCGGCACUCAUCGUAUACCUCGCAUCAGUCCCGAAUAUCGUAUACCUCACAUGGCGAUCUACUCGGCGGCAUGGCCGUCAUGGGCGUCAGCACAAUGACCAAGGAGAGCAAAUUGCGCAACCGCAACACACGCAAUCAAUCAGUGGGCGCCACCAAUGGCGGCACCACCUGCCUGGACACCAACCACAAGCUUGAGCAUCGCGACUACGAAAUCGGUCUGGAGUGCACGGACGAAGCUGGCAAGAUUAAACAUCAUGACAAUCCUUUUAUCGAGCCCGUCCAGACACAAACGGUGGUCGACAUGAAAGAUGUGAUGGUCCUGAAUGACAUCAUCGAACAGGCCGCUGGUCGGCACAGUCGGGCAAGCGAUCGCGGUGUCUCCGUUUACUAUUUUCCAACAGAGGACGAUGACGAGGACGGGCCAACGUUCAAAGACAAGGCACUCGAAGUGAUCCUAAAAGGCAUCGAUGUGUUUUGUGUGUGGGACUGUUGCUGGGUUUGGUUGAAAUUUCAGGAGUGGGUCUCGCUCAUAGUCUUUGAUCCCUUCGUCGAGCUCUUCAUUACGCUAUGCAUUGUGGUCAACACAAUGUUCAUGGCGAUGGAUCACCACGAUAUGAAUAAGGAGAUGGAACGCGUGCUCAAAAGUGGCAACUAUUUCUUCACGGCCACCUUUGCCAUUGAGGCCACCAUGAAGCUAAUGGCCAUGAGCCCCAAAUACUAUUUCCAGGAGGGCUGGAACAUCUUCGAUUUCAUCAUCGUGGCGCUAUCCCUAUUGGAGCUGGGUCUCGAGGGUGUCCAAGGCCUGUCCGUCUUGCGUUCGUUUCGAUUGCUGCGUGUUUUCAAGCUGGCCAAGUCCUGGCCGACGCUGAAUUUGCUCAUAUCGAUUAUGGGCCGCACUGUCGGCGCCCUGGGCAAUCUGACCUUCGUCCUGUGCAUUAUAAUCUUCAUAUUUGCGGUCAUGGGCAUGCAGCUGUUUGGCAAGAACUACACAGAUCACAAGGACCGCUUCCCGGAUGGCGAUCUGCCGCGCUGGAACUUCACCGACUUUAUGCACAGCUUCAUGAUCGUGUUCCGGGUGCUCUGUGGAGAAUGGAUCGAGUCCAUGUGGGACUGCAUGUACGUGGGCGAUGUCUCGUGCAUUCCCUUCUUCUUGGCCACCGUUGUCAUCGGCAAUCUUGUGGUACUUAACCUUUUCUUAGCCUUGCUUUUGUCCAAUUUUGGCUCAUCUAGCUUAUCAGCGCCGACUGCCGAUAACGAUACGAAUAAAAUAGCCGAGGCCUUUAAUCGAAUUGGCCGAUUUAAAAGUUGGGUUAAGCGUAAUGUUGCUGAUUGUUUCAAGUUAAUACGUAACAAAUUGACAAAUCAAAUAAGUGAUCAACCAUCAGGUGAGAGGACCAACCAGAUCAGUUGGAUUUGGAGCGAAGAGCAUGGUGACAACGAACUGGAGCUGGGGCACGACGAGAUCCUCGCCGAUGGCCUGAUCAAGAAGGGAAUCAAGGAGCAGACGCAACUGGAGGUGGCCAUCGGGGAUGGCAUGGAGUUCACGAUACACGGCGACAUGAAGAACAACAAGCCGAAGAAAUCCAAAUAUCUAAAUAACGCAACGAUGAUUGGCAACUCAAUUAACCACCAAGACAAUAGACUGGAACACGAGCUAAACCAUAGAGGUUUGUCCUUACAGGACGACGACACUGCCAGCAUUAACUCAUAUGGUAGCCAUAAGAAUCGACCAUUCAAGGACGAGAGCCACAAGGGCAGCGCCGAGACGAUGGAGGGCGAGGAGAAGCGCGACGCCAGCAAGGAGGAUUUAGGUCUCGACGAGGAACUGGACGAGGAGGGCGAAUGCGAGGAGGGCCCGCUCGACGGUGAUAUCAUUAUUCAUGCACACGACGAGGAUAUACUCGAUGAAUAUCCAGCUGAUUGCUGCCCCGAUUCGUACUAUAAGAAAUUUCCGAUCUUAGCCGGUGACGAUGACUCGCCGUUCUGGCAAGGAUGGGGCAAUUUACGACUGAAAACUUUUCAAUUAAUUGAAAAUAAAUAUUUUGAAACAGCUGUUAUCACUAUGAUUUUAAUGAGUAGCUUAGCUUUGGCAUUAGAAGAUGUACAUCUGCCACAAAGACCCAUACUGCAGGAUAUUUUAUACUAUAUGGACAGAAUAUUUACGGUUAUAUUCUUCUUGGAAAUGUUAAUCAAGUGGUUGGCGCUCGGCUUCAAAGUGUACUUCACCAACGCGUGGUGUUGGCUCGAUUUUGUGAUUGUCAUGGUAUCGCUUAUCAACUUCGUUGCUUCACUUGUUGGAGCUGGUGGUAUUCAAGCCUUCAAGACUAUGCGAACGUUAAGAGCACUGAGACCACUACGUGCCAUGUCCCGUAUGCAGGGCAUGAGGGUCGUCGUUAAUGCGCUGGUACAAGCUAUACCGUCCAUCUUCAAUGUGCUAUUGGUGUGUCUAAUAUUUUGGCUAAUUUUUGCCAUAAUGGGUGUACAGCUUUUUGCUGGAAAAUAUUUUAAGUGCGAGGACAUGAACGGCACGAAGCUCAGCCACGAGAUCAUACCAAAUCGCAAUGCCUGCGAGAGCGAGAACUACACGUGGGUGAAUUCAGCAAUGAAUUUCGAUCAUGUAGGUAACGCGUAUCUGUGCCUUUUCCAAGUGGCCACCUUCAAAGGCUGGAUACAAAUCAUGAACGAUGCUAUCGAUUCACGAGAGGUGGACAAGCAACCAAUUCGUGAAACGAACAUCUACAUGUAUUUAUAUUUCGUAUUCUUCAUCAUAUUUGGAUCAUUUUUCACACUCAAUCUGUUCAUUGGUGUUAUCAUUGAUAAUUUUAAUGAGCAAAAGAAAAAAGCAGGUGGAUCAUUAGAAAUGUUCAUGACAGAAGAUCAGAAAAAGUACUAUAAUGCUAUGAAAAAGAUGGGCUCUAAAAAACCAUUAAAAGCCAUUCCAAGACCAAGGUGGCGACCACAAGCAAUAGUCUUUGAAAUAGUAACCGAUAAGAAAUUCGAUAUAAUCAUUAUGUUAUUCAUUGGUCUGAACAUGUUCACCAUGACCCUCGAUCGUUACGAUGCGUCGGACACGUACAACGCGGUCCUAGACUAUCUCAAUGCGAUAUUCGUAGUUAUUUUCAGUUCCGAAUGUCUAUUAAAAAUAUUCGCUUUACGAUAUCACUAUUUUAUUGAGCCAUGGAAUUUAUUUGAUGUAGUAGUUGUCAUUUUAUCCAUCUUAGGUCUCGUACUUAGCGAUAUUAUCGAGAAGUACUUCGUGUCGCCGACCCUGCUCCGAGUGGUGCGUGUGGCGAAGGUGGGUCGAGUCCUUCGACUGGUGAAGGGCGCCAAGGGCAUCAGGACACUGCUAUUCGCGUUGGCCAUGUCGCUACCAGCCCUCUUCAACAUCUGCCUGCUGCUGUUCCUGGUCAUGUUCAUCUUCGCCAUCUUCGGCAUGUCGUUCUUCAUGCACGUGAAGGAGAAGAGCGGCAUCAACGACGUCUACAACUUCAAGACCUUUGGGCAGAGCAUGAUCCUGCUCUUUCAGAUGUCGACGUCAGCCGGUUGGGAUGGUGUACUGGACGCCAUAAUCAAUGAGGAAGCAUGCGAUCCACCCGACAACGACAAAGGCUAUCCGGGCAAUUGUGGUUCAGCGACCGUUGGAAUAACGUUUCUCCUCUCAUACCUAGUUAUAAGCUUUUUGAUAGUUAUUAAUAUGUACAUUGCUGUCAUUCUCGAGAACUAUAGUCAGGCCACCGAGGACGUGCAAGAGGGUCUAACCGACGACGACUACGACAUGUACUAUGAGAUCUGGCAGCAGUUUGAUCCGGAGGGCACCCAGUACAUACGCUACGACCAGCUGUCCGAGUUCCUGGACGUGCUGGAGCCUCCGCUGCAGAUCCAUAAGCCGAACAAGUACAAGAUCAUAUCGAUGGACAUACCCAUCUGUCGCGGCGACCUCAUGUACUGCGUCGACAUUCUCGACGCCCUCACGAAAGACUUCUUUGCGCGCAAGGGCAAUCCGAUAGAGGAGACGGGCGAGAUCGGUGAGAUAGCGGCCCGUCCGGAUACGGAGGGCUACGAGCCGGUCUCAUCGACGCUGUGGCGCCAGCGGGAGGAGUACUGUGCCCGGCUUAUUCAGCACGCCUGGCGGAAGCACAAGGCGCGCGGAGCGGGUGGUGGGUCCUUCGAGCCGGAUACGGAUCACGAUGGUGAUGCCGAUGGCGAUGGCGGCGGUGGCGAUCCGGAUGCCGUGGACCCAGCGCCCGAUGAGCAGGCGGAUGGAGCCGAGGGCACCGCCGGUGGAGGAUUAGAUGGUAGUGUUAAUGGUACUGGAAAUGGAACUGGAACUGGAGAAGGAGCUGCCGAUGCCGACGAGAGCAAUGUAAAUAGUCCGGGUGAGGAUGCAGCGGCAGCAGCAGCAGCAGCGGCGGCGGCGGCGGCCACGACGGCGGGAAGUCCCGGGGCGGGCAGCGCCGGACGACAGACCGCCGUUCUCGUGGAGAGCGACGGGUUCGUGACGAAGAACGGCCACAAGGUGGUCAUCCACUCGCGAUCGCCGAGCAUCACGUCGCGCACGGCGGAUGUCUGAGCCAGGCCUCGCCCCCCCCUCCAAGAUGCACGCGAGUAUUAGCAUGAGUACGUGUUGGAUGUUGCAUGUUGCAUCGGCGAUGUGCAGCAACAGUGAGCUAACAACAACAGCAAACCAGGCGAACAACAAGCAUAAUUUUCUGCUAUAUAAUGAAAGUACACCAUACAAACAAAACAACAAUAACAACCAAAAUCAACAACAUCAAGAGAACAACAACUACAACAGUAACAGUAACAACAACCGAUGAUAUAACGAAGAAGAACAACAACACCAGUGUAAUGUCUCUUUGAGUUACAUAUUUGUAUACCCGCAUUAUUCAGUUAACGAGUCAGCAACCAACAACAAUCAUACUUAAGCUAAAUCGAAAUGUCUAAAUAAUUUGUAAGCAGCUCGUAGUCCAAUCCAUUUAGGCGGUUUUCCAAACAACUAUUUGCCUAAGCAGGUGGAAGAAGAAGGAGUUAAACACAUCAAUGUACACAAACACAUUACACACAAAAAACAUAUACACACACACUAACAUGUCCAUAAACAAUUAUUAACCCCCCAAAGAAAAAAAAACAACAAACCGAUAACAAAGUUAAAGAACGAUGAACAAGCUCUAAAAAUUGUAUUUGCCAGUAGUGGGACAACAAACAACACGCUUGAUUUAAUUAACUACCUACCAAACUACCAAACCUAAAAAGCGAAUAAUAACACAAGAAAACGACGAGCAUAUAACGGUAAAGGUAUGGUAAGCAAAAAAAAAAAACAAAAACAAAAUCCCCCAAAAGCAACAUUCUAAAAUAAACAAGAUGAAACUUUUUAACUUAUUCUAAAAGAGACGAGAACACCAAUUUGCAUAGUUUGUAUUGUACAUUUAUCCAGCUAAAUAAUGAAAAACCAACGGAAGUAAAUCAAAAGCGGACCCAAAACCAGUAACUAAAGCAACACCAAUAAAAAAUACCGCCCGAACUGCCAUUGAAAGCAAUACGAACCAAAAAAGAAAAACCAAAAAGAGGGACAAACAAAAGCGAAAGCGAAUGCUAAAUGUCAAAGUAUAUUCACACAACAUCCAUACACCCACUCACACGUACACCCGCACACACAGAUGGAGGGAUAAAGGUCACCAAGAGAGUAAUAGGCAGACAGAGUUAUUUCACAUUCACAAAUGAUCGUACUACUUAUCGGGCAUUCCCAUUGCAGUUUCGAUUUAGGCGAUAACAUCCCAUUGGGCCAGCAAGAAAGUUUAAAGCAAACAUUUCACCCAUAGAGAUCGAAUUUUUGAGGUUAUGCCCUCAGCUUGAGGUUAUGUCCUCAUUUUGAGGUUAUGUUCUCACUUUGAGGUUAUGUCCCCGUUCACAUAAUCGAACCCACAAACACACACACAGUAAAACCGACACAAAGCGACAACAGUACCAAACAAAUCCUUGGAGUUGGGGCGCAUGGAGCCAAAGGAAGUGAGACGAAGUCAAGUGAAACCUUAACAAAAGACCUUAACAAUUCAACUUAGAAUUCGAUCAGUCAAACAAUCGAUCAACAAAAACAAUUAACGAAGAACGUAGAACGAAGAACGAUGAGAACGCGGUAGAAGUGUCUAGAAGAAUCGAACAAUACCAAGAAUGUAAAGUGAAAGAGAACAAGUACCGAAAUAAAGUUCAAAGCGAGUGCUAAAGACGAAAACAAAAAACGGUAAUUAGCAGAAGAAGCGUUUGUGCCUAGCACAAUGUAAAACUAAAGCAAAUAGUGAAACGAAAACGAGUGAACAAUUUGAACAAGUUUUUGUUUUCAAAGUGCUAUAUUUUCACAUACUUCUUUUUUAUCUUAACCUACAAGUAGAAUCGAGCAAAGAUCGAGAUUAACGCUAAAUUACACAGUGAGCAAGAAGAGUUAAUACGAAACGAAUAUAUAUUACAAGUAAUUAUAACAUAACUAAUUUAACUAAAAUACGAUAUUGAUACUGAAUUGAAUUCAAACAAAGUUUUAGCCCGACCGCUUGAAAGCGUAGCAUACUUUUCAGCGGCAGCCGCCUUCGCAUUCGCUUUCCUUUUCGUAUCCGCCGCAGCCGCGUUAUAACGAUGGACAAGGAGAUAUGAGAAAACCGAAAAAUCGAUAACCGAUAACCAAUCCAAAAGGAAGAAAAAACAAACAAAAAACGAUAAAGUAUUCCGCUCAGUUGCGCCCAAUUUCGCCAAGCUAAGCUUUGUUUGAAUCAGCUUUACUGCAUAUCAUUUCUUUGGUUUCUCUGUCGUUUCAUUUACUAGCAAUGCCUUUUUCAACGCUGUUCAGUUAUGUAUCGACAAGCAAAACGAUUACCGAUAACCGAUUACGAUAACGUUCAAUGAAACUCCAUUGAACAGCCCCCGCUACACCGAAAGUUGUGGAGCAUUUAGACCUGAGUGUCGCAGGAAAACAAAUAAUAUGUGAGGUUCCAUUGCGCACACACACACACAGUACAGUACACUCUCGCAACAUUCACCCACCCACUCACCCAACAAACAUAUAAAUAGAAAACUCAGACACAUGUAAAUGCUUUGCUUUUGCUUCGAAAUUGCUGCAAUCGUAGGAGGUGAAUGAAAAACGAAUACUUUGGGAUCAAUGCGCUUUUUGGUUUUGACAAUAAAAAAGAUUACCAAUUCACCCACUGACACUCACGUCCACGAGAAAAACAUAUGUACACAGAGACAGACAUGGACAUUGAAAGGACCUUCUUUCAGUGGCGAUCCUCUUCUCGCUGACUUGCUCUCACUCGAUCUCCAAACUGUUAUACGAAACAUGCUUUCACACACUGCCUGACUUCUAACUAUCUGUUAAAUCAAAUACAAAUGCGGAACUUGUUCUAAGCACAUCCACAUCUACCCACAUAAAGAUUAACAGCAUCGUACCAAGUUUAUCAACAUUGGGAGUUUACAAAUCUCCCUCGGUCAACCAAUGUUGUGUUUUUAUUUUGACUGCAAACAAUUUUGAUUGGCCAGACUCUUUCAUUUAGUUUCCCAAUAUGUUGUUAUUAGUAGAUCACCCUUUUUUACACAGUUGUUUUAUUGCAAAUGGCCAGAGUGUUUACAUAAACUUUCUGUGUUGUAUAACUGUUGUAUAACAGUUUUAUAACAGUUGUAUAACAGUAAUAAUUCUGUUGUACAGCUGUUAAAACAACUAUAACACAUUUGUACGACGGCUGUAGGCCACAGUAUACGAGUAUAACAUGUAUAACAGUUUGCUUAAAAUGCAAAACUCAGCUUUCUUUACAGUAAAACCCAUGUAUAACCGUUUUCUAAACGACAGCAAACACCCCAGUUACAUUGGCCACUUCGUAUCGAUCAACUCUCUCAAUUUGGUCGUACAACAAAUUUAAAAAAUUGAAUGUUAAAGCAAGCCACAAUAGUUUUCCAAUAUUAGACCGUUCCGAUUUCACCGUCUCAAGGCGUUUAAACACCAUUUAUCUUAGCCAACACAAAAAAGUAACGCAACCAACAAAAAUUGUAGAGUAAUUAACUUGUGUACAUUAUGGGGACCAGUUUAAGCGUUGCCUUAAAGUCCAAAAAUUAAGGUUUUUUAAUUUGCGCACGCGUUUACAAGAGCUUUUUCAGUGAUCAGAAACCCCAACUAUGUUUGACCCAUAUUGACCCUGUGACCCCCCCAACCCCUGAACCUCUUAGCCCCCUACUAACCACUAGACGCAACGCAAUCCGACUCGAACAGACUCCGCUUUGGUUCGCCUUAAAUUCAUCGUAUUACGUAUUUGAAUUAACCCCCACAUUGAUUUAACGCUUGCCAAUUGCCAAUUUUGUAACGACUUGAAUGUAGCUUCAUUAUUAUACAUUUUGUUGGCUGUUUGACAAAUAAUACGAGUACCCACUUUGAUAAAUAAUAGAACACAUGGAAAUAACGCAAAUAACGAUAAAUCGCUUUGUCGAGAAUAAUAAACGAAACAUGCUAUAAACUAAUAACAGAAAAUUAAGUUUGAAAAUUCCGUACAAAAUGCAUAAGUUUAACGAAAAAAAGCAUAUAAUAUCGAGAAAAUUAAACGAAUAAUAUAUCUACUUAUACUGAGUGCACUGUUAUAAACGAGGGGCGGGGCGAGAUUAAAUAAACAACAACAAAAACAAAUCAAACGAAAUUGAAAAUGAAAACAAAAAACCUAUAUUAUAAUGGUAUAUACUUCAAGAUAUUGUACUAUCUAUGUGUGAAUAACAUCAUCUGCAAACCAACAGCCACACAUGAAGCUUAUGCGACAAGCAAAAAAAAAAAAAAAAGAUCAGACAACUUACAAGAAGUCGAGGACGAGAUAUACUCUAUAAUAGACGUGUAAAUUUACAAUAAUACUAGAUGAGAAAGGGAUAUGAAUUUUAGCAAGCGGUAAACUCAAGCGAAACCGAAACGCAAAUCGAAAUCGAAAAGUUGAAAAAUAUAUAUGAGGACAUGAAGACGAAAAGGACGACGACGUCGUGGAUGGAUGGUAAUGAUAUUGAUAAGGAAAUCUAUUUCAUAUUUUUAGCAUACGUGUAAACAUAUUUUUUGUGCCGAGGUUACGUUCGAAGCAACACGCGCAUCAUUGCCAUUAGACAAAAUAAAAUUAAUUAUAUAUACAAUAUGCCUAAAAAUAAUACGGGAAAUCCAAAAAAAAAAAAAAACUACAACUAAUAAUUAUAAAACAACCAAAAACAAAACAAAACCAACAACUGCAUAUUUUGUGCUGCUGAAGAAAGUCACAACGCAACAAAAAACAUGAUAACAAUAAAACGUAUAUAAAUUUCUAACAAUUUUAGAGCAAUAAAACCACACACACACACACACACACACAAACAAUCACACGAACACACACCCUCACCACAGAAGUUUGCCGAAUUUUUGCACCGCCACUGUUGCAAAAUGGCCGUGCGAAAGAGAGCGAGAUGGGGCUCAAAAUCACUCCGCACUGCUCUCGCACACGGCCGCACAGUGGCGUCGCAAAGUUUGCAACCGAAAACAGCCAGCAGCAUUCUCAAAUACCAAAAAAAAAAUACCAAAUGCAAAUGCAGAGAUGUUGCAGUUACAAAAACGAUAAAACAUUUUUUAGAUACACUUCAAAAAUCAAAGCGUGGAAAUUUCUAUAUUAGUUAAUAAUAAAAAUCCUUUUUUGUUAACUCACUAUAUUAAAUGGAAAACAAAGAUGGACAAAAACUUUAGCUUUAUACUCGUACAUUUGUAAUAUAUUACAUAAGUCUAGAUAAUUACAUAAAAACAAAGGAAAAUAGAAAAUAUAUUAUAAAUUAUAAUUAUACAAAAGCAAAACCGAAAAUUUUACAAAUAAAAAAAAAAUGCAAAAACUAAAAAAACAACAAAACCAAAUCAAACGAAGCAUAGCAAAAGGAAAUUCAAAGUAAAUUCAUAAAUAGCAAACAAAAAUCGAAAAAAAAGGAGAAAACCAAAAACGAACUGUAAAAAAAAAGAAAAAAAGAACAUUUAAAUGUAAAACAGCCAGUUAUUAUGCAUAGCUAAUAAAAUUCAAAUACAGAGCAGGAGCAGGAGGCGAUACCAAGAAAUAAGAACAAUUAUUGCAAUUAGAUAUUCUACAUAAAAAAUUCGAAAUCUUUAGUAAAGCAUAGGUUGCAUAUACAACCACAACCACACGAACACAUGAACACAAAGGCCCCCCCACAGACACACACAAACACAUACGCAUUCCCGUAUAAUCGAAUAUGAGUAAAAUGUUGUUUUCAACGAACCGAACAGGUCGUUAUCCUAACUUUGAGUGUUAUCAGUUGCCAGCCCAAUCACCCAACCACCCACCCAGCCACCCACUCACACACCCACCCACACACACACACACUAAGACAGACAGACACACAGACAGACCCCGGAAAAACGAAGCCAAGCAGCAGAGAUUAAGAUAAGAAAACCAGGCCUAACUAUACGAUACCAAAGUCAAACCAAUCCAAACUAAACCAAACCGAAACCGAAACAGAAACCGAAACCGAAACACAAGAACACACAAUUACGAAAGUUGCCAUCCAGCGAAAUAUUUGCAAUUUAUAUUGAGAGCAAGAGUUAAUAGCCGUUUAUAUAAAGCCCGUUGAACACGAAAACAAAACGAAAAAAAAUGAAAAACCAAAAACAGACUGAAGAAAAUGAGAAUUAUUUAACAAGAAAAUUUAUAUAUAUAAUGAUAGCCAAUAGAGACGAGUGCAUCCAAGCUAUAUGAACAGAAUCACAAAUUGCCAAGCUGCUUUUACAUGCAUCCAGAGCUGAGCCCCAUCCACUCACUCACACACACACACACACGGAGACAGGAUAUCCUGCCACGCCCACAAACAACCACCCACCCACAGACACAGACACUGACACAGACACAGAUACAGAUACAGACACAGACACACAUGAAAAGAUUGAGAUGUGAGGGAUAUAUGUAUUUAUAUUUAUACACCAGCAAGCUAGCGAAAAUGGAUACAUGAUACUAAUGGAGCAUAAUUUAAAUAUACAUAUUAAAGGAAGUCUUAACUAAAGCAACAGCAAAAACUGACAAAAACAAAUUAGCGAGAUUACAAGAAAAAAUAAGGACGUUUGCGAUGAGACACAGGCACCGUUAGCAUAUUUUUUUUAUACAAAUACAAUUUAAGCAAACGAAUACGAAAAUCAACAAAUUGAAGUAAUUUAUUAGUGAGAAACCGAAGCAACUGAUGAUGUCUUUGUAAAGACUUUAUAUAUGCCUGCCAUAUGCCUACAUCUGCCUAGCUGUCUGACUCUAACACAAACACACGAACACAACACUUUCUCCCUUUCCUUCUCUCUCUCUCUCUCGCUUGUGCAGACACGAACAGAAAGACAGACCCCUUGAGUAAAAUCCAUUCAUCAUUCCGAACAAGGACUUAGGUGCCCUCGAUGAGAAGCGCGGAGAGAGGCGCACUGGAGCAGAGACUGGUUGUAAACGAUGCAGCGGUUGCGCGUUUCAGCCCAAAAAGUGUUCGGGCUUCUUCUUGUCUUUGUAUGCGUUUUUUAGCUCACCCCCUCAUAUUUUUAGCCUGUUUAGGGAGCCCGUUGAACAGUGGGUUCCCCGACCCCAAUCCCCCAAUCCCCCGAUCCAGAGCCGUUGUCGAGCAACUCUAUUUGAUAGCAACUUCCCCGGCUACAAAUUCCAAGUGGUUCAGAUGGCUGUAGGACAACCGGAAACACAUACGCCCACACUGACACACACAGAUUCUCCCCCAAAAAGAUGAUAAAGAUAUAUACAUAUGAAUAUGUAUAGAUUAUAUAUGUGCGAUCAAGUAAAAGCAGCUAAAAAAUACCAAAAAACGAAAAUAAAAAUGCUAAAAAAUUAUGACACCCGCCACUUUUCUACUAAAAAGAAAUCGACUGUAUAUAUAUAUACAAAUAUAUAUAUAUGAAUAUAUAUAUAUGAUAAUAUGAGUAUAUUUAUGUAGCAGUAUAACAGUAUGUGUAGUAUAACACUUUGUCCAUUUGCUUGACAAACAGACUCACACACUCACAGAACAACAACAACAACAACACACACACACACAUACAGACAGGCACACGAUCUGCAUUUUGUUUUCUAGUUUUUUAAAGGGACAUUAACUUGUACUAGCGAUACUCUUAAUAAAUAAAUCUUGCAAAAUAAUAAGAAUAGGGACAUCGCUGUCAUACAUUGUAAUGUUUUCGCCGGCACAACCUUCGAUUUUCGAUUGAAGCCAGCCUCUUGUUAUCAAUUUUUUCGAUAGAAUACGUGUAUUUACCAACCACAGAUAAUCCAUUAAGUUUGCCCAAACACACAUAUUAAUAUAAAUAUACCUGGAUAUAUAUUUUUUUUAUAGCAACGUAUGGGAAAUCUAUAUGGGACAAAUGAAACACAACAGUUUUUGUAUGUAUUCAUUUUUAUUAAAAACCAAAACGGGAAAAAGGGAAAAUACAAACCGGAAACCAAUACAAAGAAACACUCGUAAAACACACUGACAGACAAAAAUUGUUUUUAUAAAGAUAUAUUAUCGAUUAAUAAAUUUAAAAUAAAGUAAAAAAAAACGAAAAGAAACAAACGCCUGAAUUAGUUUAUUACGCAAAAGAAAUGAAUUAUAAUUAGUUAAUUCAAAAUAAAAUAAAAAAAAAA
Molecule: messenger RNA, 15535 nt
Organism: Drosophila suzukii
Lineage: Eukaryota; Metazoa; Arthropoda; Insecta; Diptera; Drosophilidae
Gene: para
Product: sodium voltage-gated channel paralytic
Biological process (GO): neuronal action potential; sodium ion transmembrane transport; membrane depolarization during action potential
Cellular component (GO): plasma membrane; voltage-gated sodium channel complex
Molecular function (GO): voltage-gated sodium channel activity; calcium ion binding
Source: RefSeq, a predicted model, not a curated record